CUCGGCUCUGUACACCGCUCUGCCUUGCUCUAACUCUCGCACCUCAUAACCUACACCUUUAGAGCAACAUAAAAUCACCGUUAUCAUGUCUUGCCCAGUCAUCGGAACCACAAACUCGGUGCUCCCGCCAAACCACCCCUCCGUCGACCUCAACGUCGAUGGCCAAGUCUGCCCCGUCGUAGGCGCAACCACCGACCACCACCAUAACCUGCACGUCCACCCCCCGAUCCCGGGCGCCUCCACCACCGCAACCUCGUGCCCCGCGCUGAAAUCCGCUGUCAACGAGCCCAAAGCUCAGGCCAUGGACGACGCGCUAUGCCCUGUCGUUGGCACUGCGACCACCGUCCUGCCACCCGACCACCCAGAUAUGCUGAAUGCAGGGCCGGGAGAUGUUUGCCCGGUUACCAAGGCCAGCGUGGGGCAUCACCAGGGGAAGGUGGUGGGGCAUCCAAGUGUAGCGGGCGCAGCCGAGGGCGCUGUGUGCCCAGUUACGGGACAGGGUCAUUGAGAGGUGUGAGAGUUCAUCAUAACGAACGAUACGGACUAGGCAUAUGAAUUCUCGGUUGUUGGAGAUGGAAUACAGAGGGACUUCAGUUUAUACCAUCGGAUAACUCACCGAGACCUUUGGGUGACUGGAGUUGGUUUGUGAAUGAAUCUUAGAUAUUAAGAAUGUUUGCUUCUCCGCG
This is a messenger RNA of Dothidotthia symphoricarpi CBS 119687, 686 nucleotides long. RefSeq lists its product as uncharacterized. Lineage: Eukaryota; Fungi; Ascomycota; Dothideomycetes; Pleosporales; Dothidotthiaceae. The transcript has 2 exons. The coding region runs from base 86 to 508 and encodes 140 amino acids. The record is from RefSeq and is a predicted model, not a curated record.